CCGUUAAAACACAUGAAGAAGAAGAAGAUGGCCGUCAGGGGCGCCAGGUUGUGUUGGGCUGGAAGCGGAAGCCGCAUCACGCCUUCCACAGCUCGUAUCUGGCAACACACUCGCUGCUGUCGUCACUAAGGUCAGCUACACGGAGCGAAGAUGGCGACCGCCUACGAGAGAUACAAUCUGCACACAACCCCUGAGAAGUUCUUCAUCGAGGCCUGUGAUGAGGGCGCUGAUGCUGUGCUGGCCAUCGACAGGGUUUCAAAUGAAAUGACCCUCACAGGUAAGAAGGAUGUUCCUCCCUCAGCAGUCACCAAGCCCAUAUGCGGCAUCAUGGGAACUAUUCGGCUGGUAGCAGGAAUGUACCUGAUCGUCAUCACCCGGAAGAGGAACGUGGGCAGCCUCCUGGGCCACGCUGUGUGGAAGGCUGUGGACUUCGAUGUGAUCUCCUAUAAGAAGACGGUGCUGCAUCUGUCAGAAAUCCAGUCUCAGGAGAAUAAGACCUUCCUGUCAAUGCUCAACAAUGUGCUGACUACAGACGGCUUCUACUUCUGCACUGACUUUGACCUGACGCACACGCUGCAGCGGCUGGCCAACACCAGCCCCGACUUCCAGGAGAUGAGUCUGUUUGAGAGGGCGGACCAGAGGUUUGUGUGGAAUGGGAACCUCCUGAGAGAGCUGGCUGGGCAGCCGGAGCUUCACAAGUUCGCAAUUCCAGUUGUCCACGGAUUCAUCGUCAUGAAGCCGUGUCGUAUAAAUGGGAAGAUCUUUGAGUGGAUCCUCAUAUCGAGGAGAAGCUGCUUCCGGGCUGGUGUCAGAUACUACGUUAGAGGCAUCGACUCUGAAGGUCAUGCAGCUAACUUUGUAGAGACUGAGCAGAUAGUGUUGUACGAAGGAGCAAAGGCUUCAUUUGUGCAGACACGAGGCUCGAUGCCCUUCUACUGGAGUCAGAGACCCAACCUCAAGUACAAGCCGAAACCAAUAAUCAGCAAAACCCCGAGUCACAUGGAUGGUUUCCAGCGGCACUUUGACUCUCAGCUCCUCAUCUAUGGGAAGCAAACUAUUCUGAAUCUGGUGAAUCAGAAAGGCUCAGAGAAGCCUCUGGAGCAGGCCUUUGCCAAGAUGGUGACGGGCAUGAACAAUGGUAUGCUCAACUACAUCGCCUUCGACUUCCACAAAGAGUGCAGCCACAUGAGAUGGGACCGUCUCCAAAUCCUCGUGGACACCGUCGCAGAGACGCAAGACGAAUACAACUACUUCAUGGUGAACUCUGAAGGAAAAGCCGUGGCUCAGCAACGAGGAGUCUUCCGCAGCAACUGCAUGGACUGUUUGGACAGGACCAACGUCAUCCAGAGCCUGCUGGCCCGGCGCUCACUACAGUCCCAGCUUCAGAGGAUGGGGGUUCUAAACGUGGGCCAGCGUAUCGAAGAGCAGGCCGAGUUUGAGAAGAUCUACAAGAAUGCAUGGGCUGACAAUGCCAAUGCAUGUGCAGUACAAUAUGCAGGAACUGGAGCCUUAAAAACAGACUUUACAAGAACGGGGAAGAGGACCAGGUGGGGUCUGCUCAUGGACGGUUGGAACUCCAUGAUCCGCUACUACAAAAACAACUUCUCUGAUGGAUUCAGACAGGACUCUAUCGACCUGUUCCUGGGUAACUUUGCUGUCGAUGAGUCCGAUGGACCCACUCCUCUUCGUGUGCAGAAGGACUGGAAGUUCCUAACACUACCCAUCAUCAUGCUGGUGGCGUUCUCCAUGUGUAUCGUGUGUCUUCUAAUGGCCGGGGACACGUGGACGGAGACCUUAGCCUACGUGAUGUUCUGGGGGGCGGCCAGUGCCAUCACGGCCACCAUCAUCCUGUUUAAUGGCCAAGACUUUGUGGAUGCCCCCAAGCUGGUGCACAAGGAGAAGAUGGAUUAAGUGUGUGUGUGUCUGUGUGUGUGUAGGUGUGUGUGUGUGUGUGUGUGCGUGUGUGUGUGUGUGUGUUGAUGUGAGGAGCAGCUGGGUCAAGCAGACUCAUAUACCUCAUCAUCUCUACCAUCUCUUUCAGCAGGUCUGGACUAAUUUGCUGCCCCGUACACGUUCUCAUUCAAAUGUCACCUUCUUUAGUUGCACUGCUCCUUCUCACGGUUUACAUUCGGUCAUGUACAUUCCCUCCGUACUGUUUAGGUCGGUUUUACUGCUAGACUGGUUUUAUUGGUGUUAUCUUGUCGGUUUCUAAUGAAAAUGCUAACGUUUCCUCCGGCUAGUGAUUCUUCUCUAGUGCUGAAUUACACUUCUCUUUAGUUUCCUGAACAGUUACGCCCAAAGAUUUGGCACUUAGAGAUGCACUUAUUACAAACAUAUGUGUUGUAUUUCCAUGAACAGACCACUGUAGGCAGAGCUCACACGCUGAGUUCUGGAUGCUAACUUGUGUAUGAGAUUAUGUGGCUAAUCUGUAUGAAGUGACCAACAUGUCUUCCUGUUAACCUGAGAGACGAUCUGUCAUGCCUUUGUGUUGUUAACGGCUUUCUUUACCAUCUUAAUUUGCACUUUGGGGAACCAUAACGCGUGCUACCUUUGUACAACCAUGUGUGCGUCUGUAUUGAAUGUCCAGACCUCGACAUCUGAUCCCACCUCUUUGAUUUAUCAGCAGUUUGAUUGACCCAAUAUGUCUGAAUCAGAAUAACGGACUAACAGAGAGUAACCUUAGCGAUGAUGGAUGGAAUUGGCAGCAACAGGUCACCUUACACGCAUAGAGAUGUGUUCUUUAUGAAAAUCACUGCCAAAGUGUUGGUAAAUUAAACGACUAUACCGUCUGGAAGUUUCUGCUGCAGGAGGUCACAGCUUACUUGUGUUUUUGAGACGACAAACUCCUACAAAUUCGUUUUUUGUUGAUCAGCAGCAGGUGAUGCAUCCAUGUCAUCUAAAUGAUUUGACCUUCAGCACCUAGAAGCUCAUGACAACAUCGCUCGUUGCAGUUUUUGUGGCUGUUUUUUUGCCACGUCUCGCCUUGGAUGUAGUUCGUCAGCCUGCUCGCUGCUUAGGAAGAUAACACACGCUUAAUUCAGCCUGAUUGUUUUUACCCAGAGUCACAAAACAAACUAGAAAAAUUGUGUUUAAGUCAGAAAAAUUAACCUUCGUCACAAAAGAAUGCUUCACGUUCAAACUCUGUUUCUUUCACUGUAAUGAUUUAGCGUUGGAACGAGCUGCUGCUGUCGAUCGCUGAGGAAUAAGAUGAUUAAAAGAGGUUCUUAGACCUAAACUCCAUCAGUAACCAUGGAAACUCGUAGCUUCCAUGUUCUGCCAUGCACCUGUUCAGUAAUGUUUUCUCCCUCCUGCGGUUUCGAGGUUUGGGGACGGUGUUGCUCCAAACUAAACGAGAAUCCUUACAGCUCCACUCUGAGAUCACUGCCUUACAGAGCUGCCCCCUGGUGGAGGGGACCCGUCAUAGAAGCAUUUAAUCGAUCCGAUUGGGCUUUGACUCCUUCUGAUGUUGAUUUAAAAUGUACAAAUGAAUUAAAGGAAUCGGUCACCA
Messenger RNA from Stegastes partitus (bicolor damselfish), 3508 nucleotides. RefSeq names its product SAC1 like phosphatidylinositide phosphatase a (gene sacm1la). Gene Ontology annotation, molecular function: phosphatidylinositol-4-phosphate phosphatase activity. The transcript has 20 exons. The record is from RefSeq and is a predicted model, not a curated record. Bases 151 to 1911 code for a protein of 586 amino acids. NCBI's taxonomy places the organism in Eukaryota, Metazoa, Chordata, Actinopteri, Pomacentridae. Gene Ontology annotation, cellular component: endoplasmic reticulum. Gene Ontology annotation, biological process: phosphatidylinositol dephosphorylation.